AUGUCGGCGUCAUCGCCGUGGCUCUCUGCGCCAUCGUCAUCCGCCCGUCCUAGUGCAAUCGCAGCCGAGGCCAACGACAUGGACCCAUGGGCAGCCUCCAACACCACCAUCAUCGAUUCGGACUACCUGGGCCCCUCAGCCCCUUCAUCACUGCACCCACAGCUGCGCAGUCGGAAGUCAAACUUAGCCACGAAUGCGCAGGUGGUCGAUCGACAUCCCUUGCGUUCACCUUCACCCUCUCACACUUCUUUCGCUGCUACACCCUCUAAUCAAACCCGUCCUGAGGCGGACUCUAGGAAACCGUCUGCGGUCGCAUCUGAAUGGAAAGCCAUCAGCGCUGGGCUUGCUGGUCUGUUUGGAGGAUCGCCAUCUAACACAGGUUCGUCUAGCUACCAGUGGCCUGCAGAUCCGUCUUCUCACGCUCAAGUUGCAUCACACUCGGUAAGGCUGAUCCCCACAGACGAUGAUAACGACGAUGAGGCCAAGAAAGGCCGUCCCAUCAACACGGUCGAAACCACACUAGAUCGCUUGGAGGAUUGGUUUGGACUGAAACAGCAGCACCACCAACACCCUCAGUCCUCAACACAGCCACAUCGUACCGCUUCAUCAUCCACACCCAGCUCACGUCAUGACGACCAUGUGCGCGUCCUCAUUCAUCCCGUCGCACCAACAGAUACGCUCUCUUCUUUGGCACUUCACUACGGCGCCGAUAUCCAGGUGCUUCGCAAGUCCAACAAGCUGUGGCCAGGCGAUCCAGUUCAGAUCCGUAAAGUCAUCUACAUUCCCGUCGACAGUUGCAAACAUCGCCCCCCAAAUGCAGAGAUCAAAGUGGUUCCCAUCAGAGAAGGCUACGUCUCGUCCUCGGGAGCCGCGACGGACCCCAGUCCGAUUUCCAACACGCUCAUCUUUGUCUCGAAAUCAGAACAGGAGGAUUUACUCACCGGAACGCCUACCGCAGAAAUCCCACAGCCCGACCUUAUCGCCGAUAGUCUGGCUGCCAUGCGCGUCUCGGAUCCAGUCAAUGACUUUAUGCCCGAUACCAACCAGGCCUACACCAACUCAGCCGCACCCACGUUCGGCACUUCGCUCACCAGAAGUGGCUCCAUUAAUGGGCAUAAGCAACCCUACCCGGCCAGCCUGACUCCCGCGCUGCGCACUCUGAACCAGCAGACGCAUGCUUCCACCUCGAUUGCCACGAAGCCUGCAAGCAGCGUUGGAGGAGAGUCCAACACACCCAGCGUGGCUGCCUCGGCUUCGGCUGCCAGUUCAGGCUUUGUGCCGCCACGCCAGCCUCUGCAUGUAGCCAAAGUGCCCGCCGAUCAGCUGCGGUUCUUUGCCAGCGAUGCCAAAGCUUGCACCUCCAGCAGUCGAAAGCCUGGUCCCGGUGACGCCGAGUAUCGCCCUGGCGAAAGCGGGAUUGACGAUCUCUUGGCACUUGCGUCCGGCUCUCCACACCAGCACCCGCAGGACGCUUCGGCUGUGCGGCCCGCGCGCCGCGACUUGAGCCGUCAGACUUCGAUCAGCAACAUCUCGGGCUUGAGCCUGCGCGACGUCGAUGACGAUGAACACGACGAGUGGAAACCCAAUACAUGGCAUUUUGGCGCCGGAAGCGCCAGUUCGGGCAUCAAGCCGACGCACAAGAACAGCAGCACCAGCAGUGGUAGCAGCAGCACGAUGACGUCCGAUUCGCUGCACGACUCUGGUGCGGGCAGCCAGUACACGGGCUGGAACGAUGCUCCUCCACCCAACGCCAUCGUGGCCAAGGCAUACGAUGGCGGCAAGGCGUACCAGAAGCGUCAGGCGCAGAAAUCGCACCGGUUGCUAUACGACUUGGCGGCAGGUCUACCUGCCAACACGGGCGCAGCGAGUAAAUGGGCGAGACCAAUUCAGUUUGGCGAUUCGCUGCCCAGCGCUCCUGCAGGCGUUGGUGGAGGUGGUGGUUUUGCGGUGUCUAGGAAAAGCAGCGCCAAGGGCGGGUUUGGCAAGCUUCUCGACGACACCGUGCGCGGUAGGAUCAGUGUCGAGGCGGCGCUGGAGGGUGCAUUGGAGGGAGUUCGAGGCAAGUCGUCGUCAACUCUGCCGCAGACGAGAACUCCAGGUGCACCUCGGCAACCGCGCACGCAACCGCUCGCUGCGGGAGCACUCGCUCCUCCGCCACCAACGCCGCGUACUGCGCACACUGCUCCAGUGACGACCAUCGAUCCGCUCUGCUCCUCGCCCGUCAACACACUGCGGUCGACCUCGUCCGGACUGGAACAGCGCAGAAGGGUCGACUGGGCCAAAGGCAAGCACGACUAG
Mycosarcoma maydis (corn smut) is the source of this 2298-nucleotide messenger RNA. RefSeq lists its product as uncharacterized. The coding region runs from base 1 to 2298 and encodes 765 amino acids. The transcript has a single exon. The record is from RefSeq and is a predicted model, not a curated record. Lineage: Eukaryota; Fungi; Basidiomycota; Ustilaginomycetes; Ustilaginales.